Molecule: messenger RNA, 1152 nt
Organism: Oncorhynchus tshawytscha (Chinook salmon)
Lineage: Eukaryota; Metazoa; Chordata; Actinopteri; Salmoniformes; Salmonidae
Product: zinc finger protein 180-like
Exons: 2
Coding region: 23-1147 (374 amino acids)
Source: RefSeq, a predicted model, not a curated record
AGAGGAGGAGAUAGGAGAUCUGAUGCGAGAGAGACGUGGGUCCUCUGGGGAGCCUCAACAACAUCAUGAUGCUGAUGAGGCAGAGAAGAGUGUCUCCACAUCAGAACUCCUCAAGAAACACCAUAGGAGACCCACAGGGAAGAAAUCUCACUGCUGCUCUGACUGUGGGAAACGUUGCAAAUCUUCAUCAGAACUUAAAAUACACCAGCGAGUACACACAGGAGAGAAAUCUCACCACUGUUUUGAUUGUGGGAAGAGUUACUUAAGAUUAAAAUCACUAAAAGUACACAUGCGAAUUCACACUGGAGAGAAACUUUACAGCUGUGAUCAAUGUGGGAAGAGUUUUACUAUGUCUAGUCAUCUGAUGAUACACCAGAGAACACACACAGGAGAGAAACCGUACAGCUGUACUCAAUGUGGGAAGAGUUUUACUCAGUCAAGCAACCUGUUAUCACACCAGAGAAAACACACAGGAGAUAAACCUUAUAGCUGUGAUCAAUGUGGGAGGAGCUUUACUACAUCUAGUCAUCGGAUUGUACACCAGAGAACACACACAGGAAAGAAACCGUACAGCUGUACUCAAUGUGGGAAGAGUUUUACUCAGUCAAGCAACCUGUUAUCACACCAGAGAACACACACAGGAGAGAAAUCGUAUAGCUGUAAUCAAUGUGGGAUGAGUUUUAUUCAGUCAUGCACCCUGUUAUCACACCAGAGAACACACACAGGAGAUAAAUCUUAUAGUUGUGAUCAAUGUGGGAAGAGUUUUACUACAUCUCUUCAUCGGAUCGUACACCACAGAAAACACACAGGAGAUAAAUCUUAUAGCUGUAACCAAUGUGGGAAGAGUUUUACUCGGUCAAGCAACCUGGUAUCACACCAGAGAACACACACAGGAGAGAAACCUUAUAGCUGUGAUCAAUGUCGGAAGAGUUUUACUUCAUCUAGCAGUCUUAUUGUACACCAGAGAACACACACAGGAGAAAAACCUUAUAGCUGUGAUCAAUGUGAGAAGAGUUUUGUUACAUCUAGCCGUCUUGUUGUACACCAGAGAACACACACAGGAGAGAAACCUCAUGGCUGUGAUCAAUGUGACAAGAGAUACUCUGAUAAAAGAUCCCUGAACAAACAUCAGAAAAUACAUACAUGAAGGAG